CAAAAGUGCUCUGCAUAUUUCUGUUUUACUCUAGCAAAAGUUAAGUGAAAUCGUUACCGUGGUAACCAGCCCCAGUAUGACUCGAAACAAUUUGCCCACCAGCCAGAAGCAGAAGGUCAAUGGAUCGGAGCAGAGAACAUCAGCAUCCAUCAGCCAUCCGGUGCAGCGUUUGAUUCCGUCAUCGGCCUCGGUCACAGUGCUGUCCAAUCAACGUGUCGUAAGGGCAACGGUCCCGAAGACUAACGUCAUUAAACCGGCACAGCCGCAGCAUUUUCAACAGCUGAGACAAAUCGCCUUCAGCAGCAGUCAACAAACAACGACGGGCAACGACAUCCGUUUCGUUACCAUGAACACCGUUACGAGUGCUUCCGUUUCCGCUUUGCCGUCACAGCCAAACCGUCCUCCCCAAAACCUCCCCGCAGGUGUCAGCUACGUUACCGAUCCCAAUCUGCCUCUAUUCGAUGGGCCGUUCCAAAUCAUCGAGCCCGGUCACGAACUCUACAUGGAAACGGAACCGUCCUACUAUCUGGAACCCCUGGAAGUAGACUUCAUCGACGAGCUACAGGACAUCUUAGUCUCUAAGAACGGAAUACCAGAGGAUGUCCUCAAGAAUGCCUUCGAAAUGGAAGACGAACUGGCAUCCCAGGGCAAAACCCUCCUGGAACACGUUCCGGUUCCAUACCUGCACAAUCUCGAUCACUACAAAGUCUCUCUGGUCGGGGAGAUGAACGAUCUGUUUCCGGUGCCGAAGCAUCGACCGGAACCGAAGGUGCAGCCCCGGUACAAUUUGCUGGGUCGAACCGAGGCUACCGAUUGUCAGAUGUUCAACCGGGAACCGACGGUGGACGAUCCGUGCUACAUGCGGCUGAUGUUUCCGCAGCACUUUCCGGAUCCGAAUAAGGUCGAGCUUAAGCCUCAGGAUGUCGCCCGUGGCUAUCGCAGUGUCAAUAUGAUUGACGAACGGGGCAAGAUUUUUACGGCCAAAUAUUUUGAUCACAUUUCUAUCAAGAAAACCUCGAAACAACAAGCAGCAGCCGCAGGAGCACCGAUAGCAAACCGUCGGCUCUCGGAACUGAUUUCGACAACUCAGUUCAAAGAUGUUAGCCCGGCAAUGAGAAGCAAAAUUGAGUCGCUGGCCAGUGGAAAUUUGAACGUGACUCUUACUCCGGUCAGGAGUAACCCCAAGCUUGCGUCACCAGAAUCGUCGUCACCGGCUGCUCAAAAUACUACAAUCGUAAUCAAAGCUCCCAAACGUACCAUAGCUACCGGAAUGCUGGAUUCGGAAAUGCCUUCGGAAGUUCCGAUGCCGAUGCCAUAUAUCAAACAGGAACCGCAAGAAGAACCGGUCCCAGGGCCCUCAUCCGAUUUCAAUCAACAAAUCAAUUUAAUCGAUUCAACUCCGGUCCAGCUACCGGUUACAACUCCUCAGCUGGCUGUAAGCAAGCAACCACGCAAACAAAAACUGCAAUCACUCACUCAAUGUGAGGCAGUCUUCAAGGAAGGGCCCGAUGGUGUCAGGACUGUUUCAGCCAGUUUGCUGAAAUCGAUCAGCACCAAUCGGAUUAAUCGAGUGUCUCCAGCAGGAGAUUAUGUGUCCGUUACUUUGAAAGGAUUUGAGGAUCUCAAUUCUUUUUCUAGAUUUACCAGCCCUCAAAAAGAAACUUCAACAGGAUUCGCUUCAGAUGAAGCCUAAUCCCAAACCGUCAACUUCAUCCUACUCGAACACUCCACUAAGCAGCCGUCUCGAAGCCUACAGGCGGCGCACGGUUCCGAUCGAGAGGCGCGUUAUCGCCACCCACUAUCGGGUGGAAAAACUUUCGAUCAACAG
Molecule: messenger RNA, 1828 nt
Organism: Uranotaenia lowii
Lineage: Eukaryota; Metazoa; Arthropoda; Insecta; Diptera; Culicidae
Exons: 3
Coding region: 77-1693 (538 amino acids)
Source: RefSeq, a predicted model, not a curated record